AAUUUGUAUCACAGAUUACAUUAUAUUAUUACAAUACCACAACGACCAUGAAUAUACAGACAUGUCUGCAAAAUAACACUGCGUCACCGCUGAUGUACAUCAUAGAAUAAAAUAUAAUAUUACUGUCGAUUUUUUUCAUCAUACAAUCGUAAAAUCUCAAAGUAAUAAUAAUACGACACCACGUCUUGAUAGCUGCCAAAAUUAAUAUCAAUUUCAAUAUGGCCGACACUGGCGUAAAAUGCGCAGUGAUAGUGUAAUUUGGUUAUCUUGCUGACAUGCUUGUAUAUUAAGCCAAGACGACGGCCAUGUCGCGAAUUGCGAUCUGGUAGACACCAGGCCUACGUUUUUCGCCUAGCCGUUUUGUGGGUUUUUUUUCCAAAUUUUGAUUCAUAACAGAAAACAAUUGUAGGAUCACCGUAAGCGCACUAGAUGGUUAUUUAAAUUUUUCCAGGUACUUACGCUUCAGCAAUCAACACGGUCCGGAAAUGUUAGAUUCCGUACGUCCUCUGUCAGCGAGCUGAAACAAAUCUUGUAAACACAUAACAACAUGGCUAGACCGGAAUUCAAGCCCGAACUGCACAAGAAAUAUUUUCGCCGCUCGCUGGAUCUGUUACCCAGCGAAUCCGCGAUGUUCGACUAUUCACGGCUCACUAUACUCUAUUUCGGGCUCGUCGGUCUGGACAUACUAGGUGGUUUGGAAUCGCUAACCGACCAGUACAAGAGGGAUAUCGUCGAUUGGGUGUACAAGCUGCAGUUAGUGCCCAACGAGAAUUGCCCCGAACACAAGUGCGGUUUCAUGGGGUCAACCACCGUGAUAAAUUUGAAAACCGAUCCCAAGUGCGACAAGUAUUGCGAGAGUAAUGUCGCCAUGACCUACAUGGCGUUAUGUAUAUUGAUCACGUUGGGAGACAACCUGAGCCGUGUCAACAAAACUGCUGUACUCCGGGGUGUAGCGUCCCUGCAAAAAUCCGAUGGCAGUUUCAGGAGCAACUACGAACACGGCGAGAGUGAUUUAAGAUUUAUGUACUGUUCACUGGCCAUAUGCAACAUAUUAAACGAUUCGUCGACUAUUAAUGUAAAUAAUGCCAUCAAAUUCAUUUCAAAUUGUUUCAAUUAUGAUGGAGCUUUUGGACAAAAUCCAGGAACUGAAUCCCAUGGUGGUUCUACUUAUUGUGCAAUCGCUUCAUUGUCUUUGUUGGACUCUUUGAGUCUAGUACUAGAUAAAAAAAAAUUAAAAAUUUUAGAACGGUGGGCAGUCAAUAGACAAAUAUGUGGUGGUUUCCAGGGAAGACCUAACAAGGAUCCUGACACCUGUUAUUCUUUCUGGUUGGGCGCCACACUCAGUAUCAUGGGAUCAUUAGAUAGAAUACAUAAAGAUAGAAAUAGAAAUUUUGUUCUUAAUAACGCUAACCAGUUGACUGGGGGGUUCAGUAAAAACAUGGACUCUAUACCAGACCCAAUGCAUACCUGUUUAAGUCUUUGUGGAUUGAGUUUAAUCGGUGAUGACAACCUAAAUCCCAUUAAUCCAGCUUUAAAUAUUACUGUUAGGGCAGCUAAUUACUUGAGACACAUCCAAUAGUAAAUUCCAAUCUGUAAAAAACUAAAUAAUUAUUUACUGCUACAUUUAUACAUUUCAUAUUAUUUAUAUUUAAUUAUAAGAUAUAUUACAACAAAUUUAAUAUUGAAUUGUGUGCGCAUAAAAUAUGACUGAUGUAUAUUUUUUAUUUAUUUUUUUGUAAAUUUGCAAACAAUAAGAAUCGUUUAAUAUGUUGUGUACUAAAUGAAAAAUAUUUACUCUAAGGAUAAAUGUAAUUUUAUAUAUUAUACCUUUUAUAAUUGUUAAUGUAUUAAUUUAUAUUUUAUUAUUUUAUUAUUUGCGCAUAUCAUUGAUAAUUAAGUAUCAAUUAUUUGCAUUCACAGGUUUACAACACAUGUACCCAUUAUGCUGUGAUGUUAAUAAUAAUAAUAUAAAUUAAAUAAAAAGGUGACAAUCUAAUUAAACUUUGUUAACAUAACACUGUAUGUUAUAUCUUUGUUUAUUUAAAUUUAUACAAAUAAUAUGUACAAUCGAUUAUAAUAUUUAUGUGUGGAAAUAUAUUGUUUAAUAUAAAAUUUAUUAGUACGAAACAGACUUUAGAAAAUAUAAAUUGGUACCUACAGUUAGUUUAUUUCGCUUAAUAAAUACACUUUCCUAAUA
Cinara cedri is the source of this 2197-nucleotide messenger RNA. The record is from the annotation of a GenBank genome assembly. Lineage: Eukaryota; Metazoa; Arthropoda; Insecta; Hemiptera; Aphididae.